This is a messenger RNA of Echinops telfairi (small Madagascar hedgehog), 713 nucleotides long. It is a transcript of the gene RPS19BP1, whose product is annotated as ribosomal protein S19 binding protein 1. Gene Ontology annotation, cellular component: nucleolus. Gene Ontology annotation, molecular function: enzyme binding. The record is from RefSeq and is a predicted model, not a curated record. Bases 10 to 420 code for a protein of 136 amino acids. Lineage: Eukaryota; Metazoa; Chordata; Mammalia; Afrosoricida; Tenrecidae. The transcript has 4 exons.
CGCGCAAUCAUGUCGGCGGCCUUGCUGCGGAGGGGCUUGGAGUUGCUGGGACCGGCCGAGGCCCUCCAGGCCGCGCCUGGCCGGGGCAAACCAAGCAGGACAUCGGUGAAGCGGUCCCGGAAGGCAAAGACGCCCCAGCCCCGGAAGCUGCGGAACUCGGCCAAGGGAAAGGUGCCCAAGUCGGCGCUGGUUGAGUUCCAGAAGCGUGAAGGUCAAGACCACCUGAGAGCAAACUUGAAGUUCCUGACCUGUGGGAGAAGCCCUGUGGCUGAAGCUGUCUGCCAGCAGAUUCUGCUGCAGAACCAGGGCCGCAAGGCCUGCGACCGGCCUGUGACCAAGAUGAAGAAGAAGAAGGCCGAGGGCACCGUGUUCACGGAGGAAGACUUCCAGAAGUUCCAGCAGGAGUACUUUGGCAAUUAGAACCUGCCGUGCGCUGCGCAGCCAGCAGGUGGCGCUGCCGCGCCAGUCUGGCUGGGGAAGGCCCGGAGCUGGAGUCGUGGAGGCUGGAACGGAGCUCGUGAGCGGGAAGCCCAGGCCAGGAUUUUACCGGCAGCCCGGAGCUGCUAGAAGGAACAUUGGUUUUGUUUAGUUUUUCUCAGGGAGAGCUCCUGGGCUGUGUACUGUGGAACCAGCCCAGUUCCUAGGUUCCGGUGGGGGAGAGGCGGGCACUGGGUGGAGUCUUGGUUCUAAUAAAUACUACCCCAAGAGCUGUA